Molecule: messenger RNA, 1212 nt
Organism: Trichomonas vaginalis G3
Lineage: Eukaryota; Parabasalia; Trichomonadida; Trichomonadidae
Exons: 1
Coding region: 1-1212 (403 amino acids)
Source: RefSeq, a predicted model, not a curated record
AUGAGGUUUACCAAUGACGGGGAAGUCUCUUACUCAAAUUUAUUAGAGUAUUUCACAGAUUUAACGGAAAAAGGGUUCUCAACAGAAAACAAAUCUCCAUGUGAUAUCGGAUCAGUCAUUUCCUUAUUCAUUUCUUUCAUACCAUUCGACUUUCUCGAGAAAAUCGCAGUAAAUAUCGUUAAUUUGGAUAAUAAUGCGAUGGGAAUCAGAAUUGCAGUUAGUUACCCCAUCCCACUUGACUUAGAUACACUCAAAAUGAUGGUAGAAUCCUUAAUACGUUCAAAAACUCAAGUAACAGUUCAACAACCUCCAAUUGACGCAAAUUCUUUACCUUUAAUGAAGAUCUACUCGAACAACGAAGAGAUUACAGUCUGUUACAACAGGGAUACCAAUGCAAUAUCGAUGCUACAAGCUAAAACCCUUGAUUAUCCUCAUUUUAUGGUUGAAUUUGCAAUUUCAGGUUCAAUCGAGAGUAAUUACAAGAAUAUCAUUGAAGGAAUGAUCUUCUCAUUACCAUUCAAGCCAAGAUUGACCGCAAUUAUCAGUGCUGGCUCAGAUUUAUUAUUAUUCCGAAGAAUUGCAUCACAAAAACCAGACAUCCUUGAAAGUCUUGAAGAGAAAACACUUCAGAUCACGGAGUACUUCGAUUGGUUCUCAAUCCAGUCGUAUUAUUACGGUGUUUCAUCACUAAAUGAACUGAACAUCUCAAAUUUUGCUCAAUUGGUCGUUUCACCGACCAAAGAUGACUCCUCCUGUCUUUAUUUGGCUGUUUACGUAAACGGGACAAAGAUUAAGUCUGAAGACCCUUUCGUAAUAGCAAUGCUGAACGAAAUAGAUGUUCCUUUCCAGAUAACACCUGUAAGUGGUGGAAAAGAAGACUUUUGGUGCAUUUCUAACUUAGUUGGUCUUGAUUUGGUAGAUUUCUACUGUUUCUUGAACGUUUCGAGGUUGGACAUACUGGAUCCAGCAGUGAAAUGCGUGGAAAGCGCCUUCAAGAAGCUUUUCGAAGACAAGAAAAGAUAUGAUAAGAAAAUUCCUGAAAUUAAAAUAGCAAACAAUGCGUACAAGGUCAUACAAUCAAUACAAGAUAGCAUGGAUAGAGUUCUUGGAUAUGAAAUGACUCAUCCUUUCGUUUGGGACUCGUUUUCCAAAGUAUUGAACAAAAAGAUCAAGAAAUUGAUCAAAAAAGAAAAGAAAACCGCAAAUGAAUAA